Sorex araneus (European shrew) is the source of this 5025-nucleotide messenger RNA. It is a transcript of the gene MEF2A, whose product is annotated as myocyte enhancer factor 2A. The record is from RefSeq and is a predicted model, not a curated record. Bases 758 to 2218 code for a protein of 486 amino acids. Gene Ontology annotation, biological process: positive regulation of transcription by RNA polymerase II; cell differentiation; heart development. Gene Ontology annotation, molecular function: RNA polymerase II cis-regulatory region sequence-specific DNA binding; histone deacetylase binding; DNA-binding transcription factor activity, RNA polymerase II-specific. The transcript is spliced from 12 exons. Lineage: Eukaryota; Metazoa; Chordata; Mammalia; Eulipotyphla; Soricidae.
GAGGAAGGCGCGACGCCGCUGGCCGCCCCGCCCUGGGAGGCGCCCGGGCCCUCGUCAAGUGACCGGCCUCGCGUCCAGGAGCACACGGUGCUUCAGAGGGGAGCGCGCCGGCAGCCCCGGCGCCAAACCGCCGUCACCUCCUUCCUGUGCUGGGUGACCCGUCUCCUCACCCACCCGGAAAAACAUAGUCCGCCCCUCACGCCCUUGUGCAGCCGCCAUUGGCUCCCGAGCAGUGCGGUCCGUCCGGCACGGCCGAGGGCUCUAGGGUCGCCCCCCGCCCGAGAAAAGCGACGUCAAAAACCCUACACUGACAAGCCGCGGGAGGCAGCGGCGAGACCGGCGGAGGGACACGGCGCGCGCCGCGCACUGCGCACGCGCGCCGUCCAGCAACGAGUUCCGGCCGGGCCGGGGCCGUGGCCUAAAAAUAGCGCCGGUGUGGGGAUCCGUGCGCGGCGGUGCCGGCGGGUCCCGCGGCAGGAGGCGGCUCCGGGCGGGCGGCGCGAGCGUGGCCGCCGGCAGCGCCGCACACACGGAAUUUUAUUUUGUGAAAAGGGAACAAAGAAGAAUUUUCUACAAGGAUCACAUCUAAGUGCACUUUCUGCGGAUACACCAUUUCUAAUCUUAGAGAAAAUUUCAGCUAUAGCCCUUGGACUAGAAGCUGAAAUAAAUAGAAGCUGUGUACGAUGCAUUAGGGUAUUGAAGAAAAUUAAUUUUUGAAUUAAAUAUUUGGAAUAUAAGAAAGGAAAGGUGACUGAAAAUGGGGCGGAAGAAAAUACAAAUCACACGCAUAAUGGAUGAAAGGAACCGGCAGGUCACAUUCACGAAGCGGAAGUUCGGGCUCAUGAAGAAGGCGUACGAGCUGAGCGUGCUGUGCGACUGCGAGAUCGCCCUCAUCAUCUUCAACAGCUCCAACAAGCUCUUCCAGUAUGCCAGCACCGACAUGGACAAGGUGCUGCUCAAGUACACGGAGUACAACGAGCCGCACGAGAGCCGCACCAACUCCGACAUCGUCGAGGCGCUCAGCAAGAAGGAGCACAGAGGCUGCGACAGCCCAGACCCCGAUACUUCCUAUGUGCUAACUCCACACACGGAAGAGAAAUAUAAAAAAAUUAAUGAGGAAUUUGAUAAUAUGAUGCGGAAUCAUAAAAUCGCACCCGGUGUGCCCCCCCAGAACUUCUCCAUGUCUGUCACAGUGCCUGUGACCAGCCCGAGUGCUCUGUCCUACACAAGCCCAGGGAGUUCCCUUGUGUCCCCCUCUCUGGCCGCCAGCUCAGCAUUAACCGAGUCCAGCAUGCUGUCUCCACCUCAAGCCACGCUGCACAGAAACGUGUCCCCAGGUGCCCCGCAGAGACCACCGAGCACUGGCAGUUCAGGUGGGAUGUUGAACACAUCAGACCUCACAGUGCCAAAUGGAGCCGGAAGCAGCCCCGUGGGGAAUGGAUUUGUGAAUUCAAGAGCGUCUCCUAGUUUGAUUGGAACCACAGGUGCGAACAGCUUAGGCAAAGUCAUGCCCACCAAGUCUCCCCCUCCCCCAGGCGGCGGCCCCCUCGGAAUGAACAGCCGGAAGCCGGACCUCCGCGUCGUCAUCCCUUCUUCCAGCAAGGGCGUGAUGCCCCCCCUGUCGGAGGAAGAGGAGUCGGAGCUGAAUACCCAAAGGAUAAGCAGCUCGCAAGCCGCCCAGCCGCUCGCUACCCCCGUGGUGUCGGUGACCACCCCCAGCCUGCCCCCGCAGGGCGUCGUCUACUCCGCCAUGCCCACGGCCUACAACCCGGACUACUCGCUGUCCAGUGCUGAGCUCUCCGCCCUGCAGGGCUUCAGCCCCACGGGCCCACUGUCUCUGGGGCAGGUCUCCGCCUGGCAGGGGCACCACCUCGGGCAGGCGGCCCUCAGCUCGCUCGUCGCCGGCAGCCAGGUCCCUCAGGGCUCGAGUCUGUCCAUCAACACCAACCCCAACAUCAGCAUCAAGUCGGAGCCCAUCUCCCCGCCGCGGGACCGCAUGACGCCGUCGGGCUUCCAGCCGCAGCCGCCGCCACGGCAGGAGAUGGGCCGCUCCCCUGUGGACAGUCUCAGCAGCUCCAGCAGCUCCUACGAUGGCAGUGACCGGGAGGACCCACGGGGCGACUUCCACUCGCCCAUUGCACUGGGCAGACCCCCGAACGCUGAGGGCAGGGAGAGCCCAUCAGUGAAGCGCAUGCGGAUGGACGCGUGGGUGACCUAAGCGGCCGCCUGGCCCCGCUGGACAGUCCUACCUAUCUAACCGGCCACGCAGGACGCAAGUGGACUAUUUAUAUGUACAUACAUAUAUGGCCCUUCACGUAUGUAUGUAUGUAGGUGUGCGUGUGUGUGUGUGUGAGGGGAGGGUGCAUACGCAGGGUCACGCACUUACCUGCGAGUUCCUCCUGGCCACCCGAGUCCAGUGUGGCGGCUGCCGGGCUGCCCUGUGCGACGCCCACACUGGCCCACGGCAGCCCCAGGCCCCUGCUCUUCUCAGCUAUAACGUGGUGACUAGUGACUUGAGAAAAACGCUUUGUAGAACAGAGCAGUAGAAAAGCAGGACCCAAGAAAGCAAUACUGUACAUAAAACGUCAUUUCUAUUAGUGCCCGACCUGGCCUGGGUCUCUAUUGCAAUGGGGUGCAUGGGAAAGGGCUGUUGAUAUUAAAAACAAGAAAAAAAUUACAAACCUUCCCCACAUAACUGUUUUGCACGUGCAAAAAAUGUAUUGGGUCAAGAAGUGAUCUUUAGCUAAUAAAAGAAUAGGAAACACGCAUGAGAUAUUCUGAAAUACUAGCCUAGAAAUAUAGAGCAUUAACAGAUAAAUUAAUAUAUUAAGUUAUAAUUGGAAUAUGGCAGAAGUUCCUUUUUACUUUUUUGUCCUCCAAGGGGGUAUGACUUUAGCUCAUAUAUUUUCUAUGAAAGAAACACCCUUAUGAAUUGAUGACUAUAUAAAAUUAUAUUCACUACUUUUGAACACAGUCUGCUCUGAAUUAUUUAUAUAAGCCAAAGCUGUAACUUUUUUUUAGAGAAUAGCUUUAUCUUGUUUUAACUUUUUAGUUUUAUUUUAAGAGGGGGAAAAAAAUAUCUUGCAAGCAGAACUUUGGAAAAAAAAAGCCAUGAACACUCUAUAUGUAAAUUAAAAGUGGAGCCAAACUCUGUGUAUAUAGCAUCUUAAAUAUAUUCUCACCUUUGAUGUCAGUACCUAUGUAUUGUAUGGUCACCAGAUUAAAAAGUCUAUUUUUGUGGAUUGCCGCCAGCUGCGGGGAGGGACUAUGUCCUUAAGAGUCAGUUGUCACUGUUUGAUAUUUGCUAUUUUGUUACUAUGCUAUCCUUGGAUUGGGAUCCUGGGCGGGUUUCCGCAGAGGCUGUGGCCGGGGGCUCUCCCUGGCACCCGAGUCUCGGUGCUGGCGGCAGUGCUGAAGGUUUUAUACGUGUACAUACGCGGCAAGGUGGCAGAGACUGGUGUCCGGUUCGUCCUGCACAAGUACAGGGCCUGUCAUCAUGGGUUUUAUUCAGGCAUUACUGAAGUCCUGCCCUGUGCGAGGCCAGACAAGGUUUGCUGAGGGGCAGAGAGGCGGCUCCCGCCCCUGCCCGCACACACCGGCCCCGCCACGUGGGCAGAGCCAGAACACCCCUUUCCCGGGCUGUGCCAUGAGCCGGAUCCGUGCCCGGGAGGGCUGGGCCCCUGCUGCUGCUUUUCGCCCCCUCCCGGGAAUGCGCAGGCGCCGCCACCUCCCGGCCGCCCCCGCGGCGCUCCUGGCAGCUCCAGCCCCGGUCGGCGUCGGCGCGUUGGGGCCAGGCCGUCCGGCGCUUUGGUGGGAAGGGUCCUCAGACCGGCCUCACUUUCCUAGGACUUCCAGGCCCGGCCCCGCCCGGGUUCCCGAGCUGAUCCUUACCACUUUGUAAACCGUUCCUCGCGUUGAAAGUGUUGAGUGAUUCUUUCAUCCCUCUGCAUGCUCCCGAGCUUCUGCACACCGGGGAGAGGAGUUGCCACAUUCACAUUUACUGUCUAUUUUCUUGUGUGCCUUACGAGAUGGCUUUCUGACUGUAUCUCAAUAGUCUUCUUUCUAUGCAGGUUUAUAAUCAGCACUACUGUUUUCUAAACUAAUCCUACACGAGGCUCGGAGUUUGUAUCUCAAUGACUGACCAAGCACCCACGUGUUCCGCUUUCUGGAACAGACUGUUAGCCCUCCCACAGGCCCAGAACACGUGUGCGCGCGCCCCCGGAGGGCAGCCCCCUCGCACCCCCCCUCACCGCCGUGUUUGUACCAUCACAGCACCGUGCAUCUGCUCAGACAGGUAUUUCAUCACUAAGAGCUUCGCGUGGCGCCGGCCCCAGCUCAGGCCGCCGGCGCCUACUGCCAGCCAGUCACUGUCUCUCCCACCCAAACUCCAUCUUUCUGAGCCCUAACAACAUCCAUUGUGUCCAAAACGAAAUCAGGGGUUUGUUCUAGACGAACAAUAUCUGUUUCACCAUUUCCUUUAACUGUAAGGACAGAUUUAAAAAAGAAAAAAAGAGCAUGAACCUUUUCUGUAUUAACCAUCACGCGCACAAGAAAUACAUAGUAAAUAAGGAACCAGAAACUCCUGGCGUUGGGUCGUAAGAAGCUAGAUGAUUAGAAUGUGAAAAAGAUUUUGACAAAUGUAAAGCUUUUAUUUCUCUGUAGAAACUUUUCUUCAUGUGGCUGUGCAAGAAGGCGCACUCCUUUGCUCUAUUGAAAAUGGCUUUUUUAACAGAGAUUUAUGUAUUUGGUGAAUGUUUGUAGUCAGCAGUUCACAGGAGACGCUGUAUGCAGUCGGAUCAUGUGAAACCGUUUGGCGGCACAAGCUGGACUUUGUUGCCAUCCUUGAGAUGAAGCUUUUAAGAAAAAGUGAUCUCAAAUUUUCCCUGAAUGUGUUGUUUUUCUUCAUUAUACAAUAAAUAUUAUAGUGAACUUUUUAUCCAAUGGUUAAGAAAACUGCUAGAGGUCGUUGUGAACUCUUUGUACCUGCACUCACUACAGUAAAGGCGGACUGGCUUUUCCUGUGCA